Cebus imitator (Panamanian white-faced capuchin) is the source of this 2032-nucleotide messenger RNA. It is a transcript of the gene RETREG3, whose product is annotated as reticulophagy regulator family member 3. The coding region runs from base 134 to 1534 and encodes 466 amino acids. The record is from RefSeq and is a predicted model, not a curated record. The transcript is spliced from 9 exons. Lineage: Eukaryota; Metazoa; Chordata; Mammalia; Primates; Cebidae. Gene Ontology annotation, biological process: reticulophagy.
GGCGCGUGCUUGGGCCUGCGCGGAAGCGCGUUGUGGUGCGAAGCCACCUCCCCCGUCCAGUCGCGCAUCUGCGCAGUUGCUGUUAUUGUGACUAUCGGGCCACGGCCCCGGAUGUUGUGGUUGCCGGGGGGAGAUGGCGGAGGCUGAGGGGGUGGCUCCUACCCCAGGCCCGGCUUCGGGGUCGACUUUCAGGGGCCACCGAGAUGUGUCAGGCUCCUGGGAGCGGGACCAGCAGGUUGAGGCGGCGCAGCGGGCCCUGGUGGAGGUGCUGGGGCCUUACGAGCCUCUGCUGAGUCGAGUGCAGGCAGCCCUGGUGUGGGAACGGCCAGCCAGGAGCGCCCUGUGGUGCCUGGGGCUGAACGCGGCUUUCUGGUUCUUUGCCCUGACAUCCCUUCGUCUUGUGUUUUUACUUGCAUUUGGCUUGAUGAUCAUUGUGUGUAUUGAUCAGUGGAAGAACAAAAUCUGGCCUGAAAUAAAAGUGCCAAGACCCGACGCAUUAGACAAUGAGAGCUGGGGCUUUGUGCACCCUCGGUUGCUCAGCGUGCCCGAGCUCUGCCACCAUGUAGCUGAAGUCUGGGUUAGUGGGACCAUUUUCAUAAGGAAUGUUUUGCUUUUCAAAAAGCAAAAUCCAGGCAAGUUCUGCUUGCUGAGCUGUGGGAUACUGACCUUUCUGGCUGUCUUGGGCCGCUACAUCCCUGGGCUUCUGCUGUCCUACUUGAUGCUUGUCACUGUCAUGAUGUGGCCCCUUACCGUGUACCACCGACUGUGGGAUCGAGCAUAUGUGCGGCUGAAGCCAGCUCUGCAGCGGCUGGACUUCAGCGUCCGUGGCUACAUGAUGUCUAAGCAGAGAGAGAGACAAUUACGCCGCAGAGCUCUACACCCAGAACGAGCCAUGGACAACCACAGUGACAGCGAAGAGGAGCUUGCUGCCUUCUGUCCUCAGCUGGAUGAUUCUACUGUUGCCAGGGAAUUGGCCAUCACAGACUCUGAGCACUCAGACGCUGAAGUCUCCUGUACAGACAAUGGCACAUUCAAUCUUUCAAGGGGCCAAACACCUCUAACAGAAGGCUCUGAAGAACUAGAUGGUCACAGUGAUCCAGAGGAAUCCUUUGCCAGAGAUCUUCCAGACUUCCCUUCCAUUAAUGUGGAUCCUGCUGGCCUGGAUGACGAGGAUGACACUAGCAUUGGCAUGCCCAGCAUGAUGUACCGUUCCCUGCCAGGGGCUGAGGAGCCCCAGGCCCCACCUGCCAGCCAGGAUGAAGCUGCACUGCCGGAGCUCCUGCUUGGUGCUCUGCCUGUAGGAUCCAACCUCACCAGCAACCUUGCCAACCUGGUCUCCCAGGGUAUGAUUCAGCUGGCCUUGUCGGGGGCCUCCCAACCAGGCCCUUCUGGCGCACCUGCCCAGAGAGCAACGAGAGGCUUCCUCCGGUCCCCCAGUUCAGACCUGGACACUGAUGCAGAGGGGGAUGACUUUGAACUUCUGGACCAGUCAGAGCUGAACCAGCUGGACCCUGCCAGUUCAAGGAGCCACUGAGGCAGAGACUCCCUUUGGGAGUCACUGUGGUUUAAGUUUUUUUUUUCCCCAUCUCACUUAAGGUGAUGGGGCAAGGGAAGAAAUCAACCUCCCCUCCCCUGAAUUAUAUUUGUAUGCUGGGUGGCCUGGCUGAUGCUCAGAAGCCUGCUUAGAGAGGACACUCACUCCCCUCCCACCAGCUCAAUGCCCAUUUCUGAGCAGUCACUGAGUGAGGGUGUGCUCCCCCAAGGGAGGCUUCUCUCCAUCAGGAUGGUACUUUGGGGAACAAAGUAGUCAGGGAUAUUGGUUCCCCUUUGAGGAGGUGCUGCUCUUUGCUUUUAGGUAUGAGUGCUCAGGGGCCCUCACUGAAGAGCCCAUGCCUGCCUUCCUCCCUUCAUCGCCUCCCUAGAGCCCCCAAAGUCAGGUAGCAGCUGGAGUAGUUACAUUGUCAUCAUCUUACUUUUUUUUUUUUUUUUUUUUUUGAGACAGUUUCACUCUGUCACCCAGGCUAGAGUGCAG